CGGACGCGUCCUGUCGGCCCUUCGAUUGCAGUUGUUUCGAAAAAGCGCGAAAAUUGAAAAUUUCAAAAACCAAAAAAACGCACGCUUCUACCAUUCAAUCGGCAAGGCAGAAGAAAAGCGAUAACAAUUUUUUUCGAGUGUGCAGUGUGAAAAGAGCCGGGCAAAAAAAUUGCAAAACGAGAAAACAGAAGACGGAAAUGAAGCCAGCAAGUUGUGUGCAUAUCGGAGAAAGUAACGGAAAUUAAAAUUUGCAUAUAUGCAAAAGGCGGCGGGCGGCGGUGGGCGGGCUAUUCAGGAGCGAUGAAGAUGGAAAUUAAGAUGAAAGCGAGCCCGAAACUGACCGAAACAAGACUCAAGUGUCAGAUCUAACUGCAGACUCGUGCGCAAUCCAACCCACCAGCCGAAAGCUUAAGAGGGGCACACAAAAACUAAACCCCCCAGAACUCCCAGGAGCAAUAGUCCAGUUCCAGUUCCAGCUAGUGCAAUCUAAAGUCCAGCCACAAACAGAUACAGUCACAUAGAAAUGCCGUCGCCAGGACACCACACAUCAUUCUGCUGCUCCACGGCAGGAUUUAUCGCUUGCUCAGCAAUCGUUCUGCUUUGCAGUUCCGAGGUCCUGUCUAGUUGGGAAGAGUGGUGGACAUACGAUGGCAUAUCCGGACCAAGCUUCUGGGGCCUCAUCAAUCCGCAGUGGAAUAUGUGCAACAAAGGACGCCGCCAAUCGCCCAUCGACGUGGUGCCCGACAAGUUGCUCUUCGAUCCAUAUUUGCGGCCCCUGCAUAUUGACAAGCACAAGGUUUCCGGCACUCUGCACAACACGGGCCAGUCGCUGGUCUUCCGCGUGGACAAGGACACCAAGCAGCACGUGAACAUAUCCGGUGGACCGUUGGCCUACCGCUACCAGUUCGAGGAGAUCUACAUACAUUAUGGCACCGAGAAUGUCCGCGGAUCCGAGCACUUCAUCCAGGGCUACAGCUUUCCAGGCGAGAUCCAAAUCUAUGGGUUCAACAAGGAGCUGUACCACAACAUGUCCGAGGCGCAGCACAAGUCGCAGGGAAUCGUUGGACUCUCGUUGAUGGUGCAAAUUGGCGAGACGCCCAAUCCGGAGCUGCGGAUCAUCACGAGCACCUUCAACAAGGUGUUGUAUAGAGGAUUCUCUACGCCCAUUCGACACAUAUCCGUGAGGUCGCUGCUGCCGAACACGGAUCACUACAUCACCUACGAGGGCUCCACGACGCAUCCGGGCUGCUGGGAGAGCACCGUCUGGAUCAUAGUUAAUAAGCCCAUCUAUAUCACCAAACAGGAGUUGUACCAACUCCGACGACUGAUGCAAGGCUCCGAGAGUACACCCAAAGCUCCACUAGGUAAUAAUGCGCGACCAGUGCAAAGUUUACACCAUAGAACCGUAAGAACGAACAUAGAUUUUAAGCGAAACAAGAAUCAAUAUGCGUGCCCCUCGAUGUACAAGGAUAUGUACUAUAGGGCGAAUCGAUGGUCACCCGACACGGGACUUUUGAUACGUUGACAACUGGGCUGCGAGUGCCGCGAAAAGCAAUUAUUAUUAUUGCUAUUAUUAUUAUUAUGUGUGGUAAAUAAUGUUACAGCAAUUACAACUAUAAUGACAACAACUGGUUACAAAAACAUCAACAACUGAGGCUGGCAACGAAGCAUUUUGCAUUUUUUAUGUCGCAUUCAAUUUUUAUAUUCAUGUUUACAACACGAACUCAGGAUUCGUUUGGCUUGCAAUUGCAAUAUUCCUACAGCAGCAGCAACACAGCAAAUUGUAUUAUUUAUUUCAUUAUUAUUAAUAAUACGACAACAGGACAAAUUUAGGUAACAAAGGCAGGAAAAAAAAUAAAUAACACGGAAAAGGAAUGCUUAUAGAGCGCGAAUAACAAUAGAGUAAAUGCCAUGCCAAACGCAAAUGCUAAAUUUAACAAACAAAAAGCUGGCACACAGACACUAGCGAAAAAUAGCAAAUAGUAGCUGAAAAUUUGCGUAAAAAUGUUAUUGCAUAUUCUUGUGGCGGAGUAUGAGAACUUAAUUCAAUGAAAUUUAAUACAAUUCGGUUUUUGUCUUCAAUCUAUAUGUAUUUAUGCAAAGCGCAAAAAGCACGAGUCUAUAACAUCGUUUUUUUAUGCAAGGCUUAAAUUUUGUAAAUUGAUGUGUGUGUUAAUUUAAUAAACAAGACUUCUUGCUUUUCAAUCACCUAUUUUUCAAUAGAUGUUCUUGUCGAACAGAAAAUCUGGUCGAUUUAAAAGCUUAGAUUUAAUCUGGGCUCAUUUAAAUAUUUCCGAUUCAAUGCAUCCUAUAUAUGUAUACAUAUAAAUUCAUAAUUAUUUGUGAUUCGCCUCCUUUGUUAUAUGCCGAUACCAAAAACAAUUUAGCAAAAAAAAAUAAACAAUGUUAAGAGCAACAAAAAAAAAAUGCGACAACAAAGUGAAAUAAGAGAAUUUCCGUAAACUGGAUGGGUGGACAAUAACUAACAAACAAAAAAGAAACGAAAGAUUAAUGAAGAGUUGGAGACGAAAUAUAAACAAAUGGCAACAGAAAUUAACAAAAAGUAAAUAUUCAUAUAAAUAUACACAAAAAUAAAGGUAUCUAUAUAAAUUCAUAUAUAUACACACAUAUAUACACCACUCUACCAGAGGAUCUACAGAAAUCGCUCAGGAUUGAAAAUUUCAAGACAUUUCUUUCUUUCCAAAUAAAUGAUUUUAAUGCUUUCGAAACCGUUUUAAAAAAUAUACAAAUCCUGCUGUGAUUUCUGUGACACCUCUGUUUAUAUAUACACCACUAUAUAUGUAUGUACGAUCGAGAAAGUGCAGUAACUAAAAUAAAACCAAUACGAACUACUAAGCAAUGCAGCCAGGAAGUUGAACAAAAAUCGGUACGCUAUAUAGGAUGGCUAUGUAUAACUCCCACACACUUAGGUACUCACACAAACAACCAAAGCAUCUAUAAGCGUCUAUAUACUUGGCUUCGAAAUUUAUGAUCCGGCAGGACAUCCCAUCCUCAGUUAGCGGCCAUCUAUAUAUCUAUAAAUCUAGUCACCAGUCAUGGAGUAUACAACUAGCUAAACUGAAUGGGCUACAUUACGUAAUUUAGCUCUAGAAGGCAAGCAUUAGAAUUAACUAAUUAAUUGAUUAACUAGCCGUGUUGCUAACAAAAGCCCAAGAAAAUCAAAUUCGAAUUAAUGAGUAAACCAGAAACGAUCUAUAUAUAUAUAUAUUUAAAUAAAGUAAAUGACAUUUUUUUUUUGAAGACGAACAGUGUUGUAAAGUGCUGUAAAGACAAGUAUUAUGGCUAAUGUAGAACCUAAGUUACUGAAUAGCAUUUAGCAAUUAGCACCAACUGAGUUUGUAUAAUAUACACGAAUAUAUAGUAUACCUAAACAUAUAUAUAUAUACACAUAUAUAUAUCAGAUCCGUUCAAUUCCCACAUUCGCAGCUGUCGAGCGACACUUUGUGCAAUUAUUUCUUUGGGCCAACAACCAACCAACUAACUAAGGAACAUACUAAAUGGCCCCCCGAUUAUGUGUAGAGCAUUAACUAUUUGUAUAAAAGCUAUGGGGAUCGAAACGAAUUCCGAAUUCCGAAUUCCUCAACUCGGUAACACUUUGCUACGACUGUAAGUUACUAUUGUGUUGCCAUAUGAAAAACAAGAAAAUUGAAAGGAGCAGAAACUAUAUAUAUAUAUAUAAAUUAUACAAAUUCUAUAUAUAUGUAACUAUAAAUGCAAGAAUUACUAAGCAUAGAACGGGUUAGCAGCAGUGAACGAAUAAGGUAUUGUUUCUCGAGAAAACGAAAUUGAAGAAUGCAAAACUAAUAAA
Molecule: messenger RNA, 3829 nt
Organism: Drosophila mauritiana
Lineage: Eukaryota; Metazoa; Arthropoda; Insecta; Diptera; Drosophilidae
Gene: CARPA
Product: carbonic anhydrase-related protein 10
Exons: 8
Coding region: 524-1525 (333 amino acids)
Molecular function (GO): zinc ion binding; carbonate dehydratase activity
Source: RefSeq, a predicted model, not a curated record